AGUCAGAGCUAAGAACCUCAAUUCUCCAAGGAGACCGAGAGUUUGGGUCUGUGAUAGCCUCAACGUAGACCAUGGCAUCACUUUCAAUUAUAGCCUGAUGAAUGUUCCCUCAGUAUCUAGAAACUCGAAUUCAGGAUCUCUUCAUUUGUUCUCUCUUUCAAAGUAAAAAAUUAGCAUAGCUUCUCUGCAAAAUUCUGUGCAGCCAUGGAUUACAAGAAGAAUCCAUCAUUGCCUAUAAUGCUUUCUUUUCUCUUCAUCUGCCUAUCUCUCAACAAUCAUCUUUCCCUUGGAGCUGAAACCAUCUCUGCAAACCAACCUCUCUCUGGUGACCAAACUAUUAGCUCUAAUGGUGGGAACUUUGAGCUCGGUUUCUUCACACCAGGUAACUCUUCUCGUUCUAACUACUAUAUAGGCAUCUGGUUCAAGAAGGUCUCUCUCAGAACCAUAGUUUGGGUGGCAAACAGAGAGACGCCAGUCUCUGAUAGAAUUUCUUCUGUAUUGAGAAUCUCAGACGGUAAUUUAGUUCUGUUCAAUGAGUCUCAAAUUCCAAUUUGGUCAACAAAUUUGAGCUCUACGAGUUCUGGUCCUCUAGAAGCUGUGCUUCAAGAUGAUGGAAAUUUUGUUCUGAGAGAGGGGUCUGCUAAUUCACCAAAACUUUUGUGGCAGAGUUUUGAUAAUCCAACCGAUACAUGGUUUCCUGGUGCUAAGAUGGCAUAUAACAAUAGAACCAAACAAAACAUGCGUCUUAUUUCAUGGAAGAAUUCUGAGGAUCCUGCACCAGGACUUUUCGCUCUUGAGCUACAGCAAAAUACCAAUUCCUAUAUUAUUCUAUGGAAUAAGUCUGUACCAUACUGGAGCAGUGGACCUUGGAAUGGAAAAAUUUUCAGUUCGGUUCCUGAGAUGAUAGCCAAUUAUAUUUACAACUUCAGUUAUGUUUCAAACGAAAAUGAGAGCUAUUUCACAUAUUCGGUUGCCCAUACUUCUACUAUAUCUCGAUUUUUUAUGAAUAUAUCGGGCCAGAUUCAGCAGCAAUCAUGGUUGGAAAGUACCAAGCAGUGGAAUUUGUUUUGGUCUCAACCAAGGACGACACAAUGUGAGGUUUAUGCUUUUUGUGGGCCUUUCGGUGUAUGCAACCAGCAAUCCAUGCCUUUUUGUAAUUGCCUGAAGUAUUUUCAGCCUACCUCAGACAAAAGUUGGAAUUUGUCGGAUUUUUCAGCUGGGUGUGCAAGAAAAACCAGUUUGCAGUGUGGGAAUGAUACACUUGCUAAUGGAAAGAGAGACAAGUUUUGGGAAAUGCCCAACAUGAAAUUGCCUGAUCAUCCACAAACUGUGGCAGUUGGAAGUUCAUCAGAAUGUGAAUCAACCUGCUUGAAUAACUGCUCUUGCAUUGCUUAUGCUUAUGGCGACCAUUGUUCAAUUUGGAUUGGAGAGCUCUUGAAUCUGCAACAACUCACAAGCGCUGACACUAAUGGAGGAACUCUAUAUCUCAAACUUGCAGCUUCCGAGUUAUCCGUUUCUCCUCCAUCCAAAAAAAGGAUGACAUUGCUUCUUAUUUUUGGAAUAACUAGUGUGAUUGUUCUUUGCGCCAGUAUUUCUAUGUGCAUAUGGCAAAGAAAGAUGAGCAAGAGAAAGGAAAAUAGACAAAUUAAUAAAAGAAAUCAAGCACACCGCAUGUUUCACAGUGAAAGCCAUGUCCAAGAAUUGAUAGACUUGGGUGAGUUGAAAGAAGAAGAUGAGAAAGGCUUAGAUUUACCUUCUUAUGAUUUGGAAAGCAUACGAGUCGCUACAGGUAUCUUCUCAGAUGAAAACAAGCUUGGACAAGGAGGCUAUGGGCCUGUUUACAAGGGUAAGCUUCCAAGUGGUCAAGAAAUUGCGGUAAAGAGGCUUUCAAGAGUCUCAGGUCAAGGUUUAAAAGAAUUUAAGAAUGAGGUGCUAUUGAUUGCAAAACUUCAGCAUCGAAACCUUGUCAGGCUCCAUGGAUAUUGCAUAGAAGGGAGUGAAAAGAUUUUACUUUAUGAGUACAUGCCCAACAAAAGUUUAGACUACUUUAUAUUUGAUCAAAAGCAAAGUAUGAGUUUGGACUGGGAGAUACGUUUCAACAUCAUUCUGGGAAUUGCUCGAGGGAUUCUUUAUCUUCACCAAGACUCUAGAUUAAGGAUUAUUCAUAGAGAUUUGAAAACCAGCAAUAUUCUUCUAGAUCACAAAAUGAACCCCAAAAUAUCUGACUUUGGAUUGGCGAGAAUUGUUGGUGACAGACAAACUGAGGCAAUCACAAGCAAAGUAGCUGGAACUUAUGGCUAUAUAUCUCCGGAAUAUGCGAUAGAUGGAAUCUUCUCAAUCAAAUCUGAUGUUUUUAGUUUCGGUGUAGUUCUACUUGAGAUUAUAAGUGGAAAGAGAAAUACAGGUUUUUAUAAGUCAGAACAAGCCAUGAGCCUUCUAGGUUAUGCAUGGGGAUUGUGGACUGACAACAUGCUGAUGGAUUUAAUGGACGAGACCCUACGGGAUACUUGCAUUGCAGAUCAGUUUGUGAAGUGUCUCAAUAUUGGUCUCUUAUGUGUACAAUCUAACCCAAGUGAUCGCCCAACCAUGUCAAUUGUUAUUAAGAUGCUAGAUGGUGAAACUGUGAACCUUCCAGCCCCAAAAAGACCAGCAUUUGUCAUUGGGAGAGAUCAAUCCAGCUCAACUUCUUCUAAUAAACCAAAAUCAAUUAAUGAAGUAACAAAUAGUCUAGAAGCACGAUGAUCCAUGAUUAAGGUUAUCAUGAGUCUUGUUGUU
This is a messenger RNA of Quercus lobata, 2775 nucleotides long. Its product is annotated as G-type lectin S-receptor-like serine/threonine-protein kinase At2g19130. Lineage: Eukaryota; Viridiplantae; Streptophyta; Magnoliopsida; Fagales; Fagaceae. Gene Ontology annotation, cellular component: plasma membrane. The coding region runs from base 205 to 2742 and encodes 845 amino acids. The record is from RefSeq and is a predicted model, not a curated record. Gene Ontology annotation, biological process: protein phosphorylation; recognition of pollen. The transcript is spliced from 7 exons. Gene Ontology annotation, molecular function: protein serine/threonine kinase activity; ATP binding.